GCUGGCCUCACAUUCCUUUGGAUGUGUAAGGCAGGAGGAUCUGGUGGGACAUGCAGGAGUGGUCCGUCAUGAACACAUACAUGGAUGGAUGGAAUCGUUGGUCGAUCAUUGCUGCCGGCACAUAUCGAUGGAGCCAUCUCAGUGGCUCGCUCAGCACGUUGGUUGAUGCGCAUGAAAAGACCAUGCAAUAGAUUCAUGCAGUCAUUCCAUUGUACUCAACUGACUGGCUGGUGUGUUGGUCUUGGCCGUCUAAUCCGAAAAGAGAGCCCCUCCGCAGGGACGGUGAGGGCCGCCGUUGCCCCUGCAUCACAGAGAGCACCAAGUGACGCAUUAUGUGCCUGCGAGUCUGUAUGUGUGGGUGUCUGAAUGCCUACCACACAGGUCCCCAAAGCUGUGCCCACUUGUCCGCCUGGUACUGGCGGAGACCGUACAGCUCCAGCCAAAUGUUACCAGACUCAGCAAACUGAGCACCACACACAUCUGUCUCUCGUCUGAGGUCUCUUUGGCUGGCUGCGGGGCCUCACCACUCUGGGACUGCCACCGAAUCCCUUCCCCUGAGGCGUGAAAGCACACCGACCGGCCUCCUCGUACUUGCGGGCCUUCUCCGACAAACGAUGGGAGUGGAGCGAAUACAGCCGCUCGUGAACCGAUCCCUGACAGCCACAGAGAGACACGUGGUCCACAAGCACUUGUCAAGCAGCAGCCAUGCAGGCCACGCCUUGUCUGCUGACCCUGGAGAGCCGAGCAGAGUUCUUGUUGAUUCGGGGCGAGUACGUCUCCUCCUUGUUCACCGGUGCCUCCUUGGGGCCUUUGCUGGCGAGUCCGUACAGGCGCUCGUGGAUUGGUUCUGCAGUGACGGACACAGAGGGCGGCACUCACUUUCCCCCUCUCCCCUUCCCCUCCCAAUGUCGAGAGAAGCUCACCACUUCGUUGCAGCCUGGCGCUGGCCUUGUUGAUCACGGGACGAAAUGUGAGCUGUGCCAUCGAGACCGGUGCAAAGCGGGCGUGAGUUGCUGACAAAAGCUGCUUGAGAAGCGAGCGAAGCGUUUCAAAAAGCCGUAAGAAAGAGUUCCUUAAGUUCGGCAGAGAAAGGGCCAGAAAACUCGUUGGAAACCUAUGACGAUGCUGAUUGAGGCGAUUAUACGUUGAUGCGACGACGAUAAGAGUGGACUUUUUCG
Vitrella brassicaformis is the source of this 1178-nucleotide messenger RNA. NCBI's taxonomy places the organism in Eukaryota, Vitrellaceae. The record is from the annotation of a GenBank genome assembly.